Molecule: messenger RNA, 774 nt
Organism: Symbiodinium natans
Lineage: Eukaryota; Dinophyceae; Suessiales; Symbiodiniaceae
Source: the annotation of a GenBank genome assembly
AUGGAGACGGACGGUUUCUUCAUGACUUCCAUGGAGCAAUCAGAGGACGAGGCGUUUGCGUCCUUGUCCUCCAUGAGCAUCUCAAGUCACAGCGAGGCCCGCAUCUUGCGGAGUCAAAUCGUCCAGCGCGUUCAGCGGCUGGAAGCCACUCGGGCGCCCGUCCUCCUGGCCUUGGACGACCUGGACCCCAUCAUGGCCAGCGCGGAAGGUGCAGAGGAGCUGAGGCACCCCAGGAAGGUCCUGACGGAGCUGCUGCUCCGCACGGAGCGCCUCGAGAUCUUCCUGGGCGCCCGCGAGGCGCCUUUUCGGGCGCUGGGGGCGCACAAGGUGGUGGCGUACUCCCUGGAGCCACUCAAAGCCAGCGAGGCGGCGCGGCUAUUUCUGUGGAGGGUCCACAGGCCCCUGGUGAUGUCCGACUUCUCCCAGGCCAUGAGCGGUGGUGAACAGGGUCCUCCUUCUCUCCUUCCGCUGAUCAUGACGGCUCAGAACCGAGGCAUGGUAUUGCAACAGCUCGCCAGCCAUCCAGUACUCUCGCUUUGCGGAGGCUUGCCUGGUCGACUGCGGGCAGCUGCCGAUUAUGUCCUGCCGAGGAACGGGACGUUGUUUGACAUCCAUCAGCGGCUGCUCUCCACAGCCGGCGAGGACAUCCAUCAGCAGCUGCUCUCCAGAGCCGGCGAGGACUUGAUAGAGCAAAAAGGGAGCGCAACCACCAUCGCCUUGGUUUCGUCUUGCUGCGCCACCGAGCGAUCGGGGUUCGAGCCUGUAGGCCUGUAG